AUGAUAAGAAUGACAGGCAAUGAAGAUGACCACCCCAAAGGCUUGAGGUCAGACGAGUUGGAAGAAUACCGUGGAGAUAUCUGGAAGAGACUGGUAAACCUGAUUGAGAAAGAUGAUAGUCCGAAAGAGGUCAAUAGUUUACUAGAACUACUCGGCAAAGAUGUGGACCUGGACACAAAAAUUGAAUAUCUCUUUCCGAGCAACGAUGUGGACACUGAUGAUGUGACUUUAUUAAUGCUUGCAGUGGGAUGGAAUCGCCUGCAAACCACGAGACUCUUACUUGAGAAAGGAGCCGAUAUAAUGGCUGAGACAAGCGACUAUCGAGCGACUGCGCUCAUAUACGCUGUAUGGCAGAAUGUUUCCUUGGACUUAAUUGAGGUUUUAGUUGAAAAAGGCCAUCAUGCACUCAUGGAAAAGAGAGACAAGCAAGGAUGUUCUGCUCUGGCUUUUGCUGCUCAACUUGGGCACAAAGAGCUUGUACAAAUACUUAUUGAAAAAGGCGCGAAUAUAGGAUCAAUGAAGGGUGAUCCGUACAAUGGACUUCACCUGGCUGUCCUAACUCAAAACAAUGACCUCGUCGACAUUUUCCUGGCAGCCAUUCAUGAACAGGACAGCGAAAUGAUUGAGGCCGGCAUGCGUCUGAAAUGGCUGAUCGAGAAUUGGAGAGCGCAAACUAUCUUUGCAAAAAACCAUUAUGGCUCCACUCCUUUGGAUGAUGCCGCAAGAAAGUCUUAUUACUAUGGUGUUCUGAAAAUCCUGGAUGCUUCAUGGCUUGCAUUUGAGUCUUUCCCACGUGCUGACCCAUAUAUUUCCAACGACAAUGAGGCAGGCUCAGUUGCAAACUGUAUAUUGAGCUGGAUGGCUCAACAAGACCUCCGUGAGCAUGAAUCUGCAGCUAUAAAACCUAAUGGCUGGCUGGGACACGAGAAUGCGAUUUUCUUCUGGGCAAUUUUACACACAAAUGAUGCAGUAUUUGAUAAUUGCUUAGCUGAUUCCAAACCCUUGCCGUCGGAGUCAGAUUCAUUUUCCUGGAUUUCCAUAGCCGCUUUUAAAGCUACAUAUGGGAUGACGGGAAAGCUACUUGAGCGGAUUCAAGAGCUAAGCAUAGAAUUAACCAGAGAUCUUCUGCGCUUGGCAAUCAAACAUUCAAAUGUUCAAUUCGCUCGAGCUAUCAUAGAUCGAGCUUCGGAAUUGACGAAGAAAAUGGAGCACAGUGACACAAGUGGUUUGGAAGAUCAAACGGCAAUUCGUUCGAAUAAAGAUAUUGUGAAAAUUCUCAUCGAACGGUCAAAAGGAGAGGAUCUAAUUUCUCUAUCAGCCAAGGGGGGUAAGCCAGGUCGCAACGAGAUCGAACUACUCCUCUGGAAAACCCUCGAUCAUGCUCUCAAAGACCUUCAUGAAUUAUUCAGCUCUUCUCAAUCAGAUCAUUUGAAUUAUAUAUUUGAGUUGGCAGCACAAUUUGAGCCCCCAGGACACGAGAAAUAUUUAUCCAAGUACUUGGAGAAAUUCCAUAAUACUCAGCUAUCAACGAAACUGUUGGGAGCGAGUGUGUUGUUGAAAGCAGUAUUUCUCCAGCUCCCCGUAGUUGUCUGGUGGGUUCUUUCACAUGGAAGCUAUACCGGCGAACGAGAGAUUAAAGAAGCUCUACAGCUACUUGAAGACAUGACAGACGGGAAUAUGACCAUUGACGGUGUCACUUCACAUGAAAGUUGUGCGAGCACUACGGAUGUUAACUCGGAGAAGAAUAUCAUCAAGGAACUUCUGAGCGAUCCGCCGCCAAUUUUAAAAUCUCGAGCCCCUUGGGACGAUCUCCAUCAGCCGCACUUAGAGCCACUACCCUCUGAUUUCAAUUCUCCGAAUGGGACAGUAGUGGAUCUAUUCCAUGUCAGAGACAUCAUAUAUGAUGGACCCCAGAAAAUAAUGCGUCCAUGCAAAUAUGACAAAAUCUUGAAACUGAAAGAUGACCUGAAGAAGUUUGAAAUCAGCUCAAACAUUGAGCAAAAUUCCCCGGCUGCGGCGUUUUCUGGCUUCAAAGGGCCGGACAUGAGAUGGAUACACAUCCCAAUAAAUGAUUUCACAUGUAUGAAGGAGACGUAUAUGCAUGAGCAGGGCGAAAAACGGGAAGCAAAAGAGUCCAGGAAGGAAAAGCAAGAAAUCCCUUUCAAAUCUUCUGCUAUUUAUAUGCCAUACCUGUCUUGCUCGGAGUGUCCAAGGACAACCGCAAAUACAGGACCUGAUAAUUCUGACUCUUGUCACGAGAGUUUCGACUCAAAGUGGGAAAUCAAAUAUUCAGUGUCACUCGAAGACUCUAAAGAUAGAGAGCAUUCAUCGAUGACCCUUGACCAAUACUACUAUUCCUCGAUUACCGACACGAGGGAUCGAGACAAAGACCAAGUCGUCGGUCGUUUCACACGAUCAGGAACUUCUCAGAGACGAUUCUAUGACUUAGAGGAAUUCAUUCACCGAGUAGAAGAUGAUGGGAAUUCCAGUGACCAACCUGAUAAAAUUAUUGUCGUUAAUCAGCUUUGGCUUUGGAUCAUCGAUGAGAAGACUUUAAUCACUAGUACAACCAGAGAAAAUGACGUCUUCCCAGAAAACUUUCGUCAGCGAGUCGAAUCGAAAAUAAAGUCUCAUGGGGAUACCUGUUCUUGGUCGGCCGAAUUUCUUCAAGAAUUGAUUCUCAGCACCGCCACAGGCAUGUUUCAUAAUGUGGAGAUCCCUAUAGGCUCGCUUCAAGAGACACCAGAUGAGAGGAUCAAAAGUCUCAACGAUUCUCCUCUGGGAAUAUUCAGGAAGUCCAUUCAGGAAGUUCGGGAUCGUGAAGCCAAACUUUUCUUGGAAUUUUCCAAAAAGCUGGUGGAAGACAAAAAGAACGAACAGGCGUCGAUUUAUGACCAAGACAAGGGUUCUGGACUGGUUUCCUAUAUGAAGGCUUCCUACUACUUCAUUUCUGGAAGAAAAGCCAACUUGAGUAACAAAGUCAAGCGAGAAAGAGAGACACGCAGCUCCAGUCCCACAUAUGACGAUAUAAUCGAUGAAACGGGACUCCUCAGGGUAAUCAAAGAUAUCUGCGAUGAGCUUAACAUUCUCAAAUGUAUUACUCGUGCUCAAGAUGACGUUUUCAAACAGUUACGAGGAGAGAACUACAACAAACAGGUUGAAUUCACUUAUAACAGUCCAUCCAGUAUUCAUGCUGAAAUCGUGGAAAUGAUGCAGGAUGUGGAUUUUGUUCAGAAGUCCAUCCAUCUACUCCUUGAUCUCAAGCAAAAGCAAGCCAAUAUCUUUGAAGCAAAGAAUAGUAGGAAGCAAAGCGAGGAGACUGCAAAACAAGGAGUAGCCAUCAUGGUCUUCACAUUGGUCACUAUUGUAUUUCUUCCUGCUUCGUUUUUGACAAGUUUGUUUGCAUUGAAUGUCUCCGACUUCCCGCACAACGGAGACAAUGUCAGCUAUGAAGGUCGAUGGAUUUUUCCAAUAAUAUACUCCCGUCAACCCGGCCGGUCUCCUUACAACAUGGAGCCGCCGGAGUAA
Messenger RNA from Penicillium taxi, 3528 nucleotides. RefSeq lists its product as uncharacterized. Gene Ontology annotation, biological process: transmembrane transport; metal ion transport. Gene Ontology annotation, cellular component: membrane. Lineage: Eukaryota; Fungi; Ascomycota; Eurotiomycetes; Eurotiales; Aspergillaceae. The coding region runs from base 1 to 3528 and encodes 1175 amino acids. Gene Ontology annotation, molecular function: metal ion transmembrane transporter activity; protein binding. The record is from RefSeq and is a predicted model, not a curated record. The transcript is spliced from 11 exons.